Molecule: messenger RNA, 3687 nt
Organism: Lycium barbarum (goji berry)
Lineage: Eukaryota; Viridiplantae; Streptophyta; Magnoliopsida; Solanales; Solanaceae
Exons: 4
Coding region: 1595-2482 (295 amino acids)
Source: RefSeq, a predicted model, not a curated record
CCUCACGUCCCACCUUUCUAACAAGGCAGACCCUUUUCCAAAAAAAACUCUCACGGCCCUUUCCAAUCUUUGUUCUUCUCUUGGAUAUUUUGAUUAAAAUUUCACUUCAAGAUUAUCAUCUUGCUUGCUGUAAUAUCAGAUAAGAUAAAAUGGGCCAACAUAAGAGAAAGAGAACUAGGUCACCUUCUCCUGAUGCUAGUAAAAAAUCUAGAAGCUUAGCUGCUACUAUGAAACAAAGUGCUGCACGUAAGAAAAGGGCUACCACAUCAGUACAACAACUAAUUGAUGAAACAACUCGAGCAAGAGAGGCUUUUGCUUAUGCACCUUUGGAGAUGGUGGUACCUUUACACAGGUGAAAAAGAAACACUUGAGAAUAAUGGUGAAAAGUUAGGUGAAGAAGAAAAAAGUGGCGAGAGUGCAACCAAGCAAUCAAGUGAAGAGGAAAAGAGUGGUGAGAGUGCAACUCAGCAAUCAUGUGAAGAGGAAAAGAGUGGUGAGAGUGCAACUGAGCAUUCGGGUGAGAAGAGGAAAAAAGUGGUGAGAGUGCAACUGAGCGUUCGGGUGAAGAAGAAAAAGAUAGAACUACGGUUGGUGACUUGGAUGGUAAUCAGGUUAGAGAAGACAGAACUGAGAAUAGUACAUCAGCUACAUUAGAAAGAACAGAAGAUAGAGAAGAACAACAACUUGAUCAAAAUGAUGCUCAAUCAGUAGCCAUUGCAGAAUAAAUUAAUGAUACUGGUGGUGGUAAUUCAAAGGGUACUGGAUCACCAAAUAAUUAUAGUGAUCCCAAUGCUCUUUCUGUUCCAGAAUGUGUGAAGACCAUUUCCAUUGAAAAAUAUGUAUUUGAGACCCACUUGAAUUUGAAUGGUCCUUCUGAUUCAAGGAUCAAUGUGAGAGUCGGCUUUGGAACUCAAUUUGUUGAGUUUAGAAAGGUUUUGAUCGAUCAAGGUAUUGAGAAUGGUAUCAAAAAAACUUGUUUUGGUCACUUUUUAAACUUGAAGAAAUAUGUAGCAAUACUUCUCCCAAUGAAGUUGGUGCACGACCUUCUUCUUCGCCGAAUUUCUUGUGAGAAGAAAAAAGAAAUUUAGUGUGAUUACAAUGGCUUGCCUAUUUGUUUCGGCAUCAAUGAAUUCGCUAUCGUGACAGGACUUCAGUGUCAUUCCCCCCCCCCCCCCCCCCCCCCUCUUAGUCAGUAGUUAGCAAAGGUUAAAGAAAAGGGUACAAGUUUGGUAGAUAUAGUGGGGAAGUCUAUUGAUGGUGAUGGUCUCAUUGAGAAGCUAAAGGAUUCAAACUUGACAAAAAAACAAAAGGUGGCUGUGAGUGUCGUUUGGUUCUUGCAUAGCGUAUUGUGUGCAAAAGAUUAAAAAAAAAGGUAGACACCAAUUGGUUAAAAAUGGCGUCGAACCAAAAGUUAUUCGAUUCAUACCCAUGGGGUCGAAUAAGCUUCGCUUACUAUUGAAUAUCUUUUAAAAAAAUUGGAUCCAACCAAAAACCAAUAUAAUCUUUAUGGCUUUCCAUGGGCGUUCGCAGCUUGGGCAUUUGAAGCUAUUCCGGCAGUUCAACGGCUAGUUAAGGAGCCUUCACUUGAGAGGCAAUGCCAAGAAUGAUUAAAUGGUUGUCUGCAAAACUAUCGAGAAAGGCUAAUUCUAACUCGACAAAUAUUGAUCCUCUUGUUCAGACAAGAAAAGAGAUGCAAAAUCAGAUUGUGCACCCUUUUCUUUUUCCAACAAACAUAGAGAAAAGGAAGGAUUAUAUUCAAGAUAUUACGCCUUUUGAAGAUGGUCCGGAUCCAAACAUUGAUGUUUUAAAAGCUGAGUUGGCACAUGUAACAACUAUAAAACUAGAUAUAGUUGGUGGUGAUGAGAGUCUUGAGAGAGCUGGUGGCGAGGAGAGUGUUGUGAGAGAUUAUGGUGUUGAUCAGAGAGUUACUACCCAAACCAUUAGUCCACACAUGGACUUUAAUAAUCGUAGAUCUUUUGGUGGAGUAGGAGGAGGAGACUCGUAUGCAGCCGAUCUUGGUAUGGACGUAGAUACUCCUGGAGUGACAAAAACAACAGGUGUGAAUAUCUCCAAGGUCUCUUGUUGCUGCGAAUGCAAAAAAUGUUGUCAUAAGCAUAAUGCUCUUUUGGAGGCACUAAAUUCAUUGUCAGUGAAGUUGGAAAAUCAGCAGCCAAAGAGGAAUAGAUUUCCGAGCUACGUAAUGCGAUCUCCUUAUACUCCCGAAUUAAGGAGAAGGUUGGCCAUAAAUACCAAAGACAAGAAUGGGAGGACGAAAAAUAAAUUAAGGGUGGAUCUAUACAAACCUCUUGCGACGGAGAAGAUAGAAGCCUUUAAAGACUUCCUUAGUAAGAAGGAAGAAGAAAGAAGAAUGUACCUAAGUGAUGAAUUGAAUUACCAAGACUUGGAGAACAUGACUGAUCCAAAUUUCUCGUUUGAGUGCAAGGUAACAUCACUAAUUUUUUUUUUUUUUUACAUAUUUUAACAUUAAAUUUCUUUUCUUGAUUGGUUCUUGUUAUGGAGAAGUUGAUAGAGACGUUUUGGAGCUUUCUUGGCUAAAUUCUAUUGGACAUUUUCUUUUAUAUAUUUUAACAUUAACUGAUAUUUCUUGUGGAAAUCUCUACAUAGCCUACUAUUAACUAUUAAAGUUCUUCAACAACUAUAGCAGCUACUGGAGUUGUAGGACAACUACAACAGUUGUCCCACAACUGCAACAGUUGUCCAUGAACUGCAAUAGUUGUUUGGCAACUACAAUUCAUUGUUAGUUACUAACAUUGAACUAUUUAUUGAUUUUAUCUUUUGAAGCAUGUUAAUGAGAUUUUUUCCCUGAUGCGCAAUAGACAGAUUUGGUUCCCCAGGCACUACAACCAAACAUAUCUAAUUUUGGAUUUAAAGUUUUAUGACAACUUGCAUGAUGUUUACAACAUUUUGAGUGAUAAGAGUUUGGUGAACGGUGCCCCACCAAUGAAUGAGGUACUCUCAUUGUUUGAGAUUGACAGUGACAUACUUAAAUAUUGAUCUGGUAUAAGACCUUACCCAUAUGGUCGGAAGUGGGAUGGAGCAAAAAGAAUUUAAAUUGUGAUGAACAUAAAGUGUAAACACUUUAUUGCACUUGAAUUUCUAAUGGAGAAGGUCUUGAUUCAAGUCUAUGAUUGCAAUACUGAUGAGUGUGAUGAGCAGACUUUCAUUACAUUUAUCCAACCUAUUCUACAAUUGUGGCCUAAACUACUCAAGCAAAGUGGAGUGUUCAACUAUUUCCCUAAAAAUUUACUAAAUAAAGCAUGGUCGUAUGAGCGUCUAAAGGAUAUCCCGAGAAACAUGUCUAGGCAGGCUUGUGGACCGUACUCUUUUUCAUUUAUUGAUCACCUUCUUAUUGGGACUGAUAUGACACAUCUCAGUGACAACGAAGUGGACAAUUUUAGGCUAAGACAUGCUGUUGCAGUGCUUGAGAAGGAAUUGAAACCUUAGGGGAUUGGUUGUGUAUGAGAUUGCUUUUUGUACUUUAUUUAAUGGCCAUUUUGGUUAAUGGACAACUAGUUCUUUUUGUACUUUAUUUAAUGGCCAAUUCGGUUAAUGGACAACUAGUUAUUCUUUUUGUACUUUAUUUAAUGGCCAUUUCGGUUAAUGGACAACUAGUUCUUUUUGUACUUUAUUUAAUGGCCAUUUCGGUUAAUGGACAACUAGUUCUUG